AUGAAGCCCUUCUCACGGAACAUCCAGAGAGAGCUCGACGCCGCGGCCGUUGCCGACGGCAAGCAGCACACAGGGAGAGGCGCCCGGCGGCCCUCCCGGCUGUUCUACCUCGGCCUCCUCUACACCGUCUUGUGGGCCCUGGUAUUCUUUCACCACUUCAACACCAGCGUGCAAUCAGGUAAUAACGCGGCGGUGGCGUCGCCCACCGUGCUCCAGCUCAACCCGUCGGCAGUCUUCUCGGCGUCCCACAUCUUCCGCCGGGACCCGUGCGCCGGACGGUACGUGUACAUGUACGACCUGCCGCCAAGGUUCAACGCCGACCUCGUCCGCGAGUGCCGCCGGAUCUCGGGCUCCCCCAACGUGUGCAAGGACGUGGCCACCGACGGGUUCGGCCCGCCCAUCACGGGCGGAGGCGAGGGCGGGUCGCUGCCGGAGCGGGGCGCCUACGACACCGACCAGUACAUGCUGGGCGUCAUCUUCCACGCCCGGAUGCGGCACCACGAGUGCCUCGCGUCCGAGCCUGCCGCGGCCGCCGCGGUGUACGUCCCUUUCUACACCGGGCUCGACGCGGCGAUGCACCUGGACAACGCAGACCUAGCGGUGCGGGACGCCCUGUCGCGGGACCUGGUAGACUGGCUGGCGCGGAGGCCCGAGUGGCGCGCCAUGGGCGGGCGCGACCACUUCCUGGUCUCCGGGCGGGGCACGUGGGACUUCCUCCGCCGCCCCGACGCCGACGGCUGGGGCAACGCGCUCAUGACCUACCCGGCCAUCCGCAACGCCACGUUCCUCACCACUGAGGCGAGUCCGUGGCACGGCCACGACUUCGCCGUGCCGUUUCCGUCGCACUUCCACCCUUCGUCAGACGCGGACGUCGCCGGCUGGCAGGACCGCAUGCGCCGUGCGCAGCGCGGCCUGCUCUGGUGCUUCGCCGGCGGGCCCCGUGGCGGCGAUACGGGAACCGUGCGUGCCCAGAUCAUCGAGCAGUGCGGCCGGUCGAGCCGGUGCUCCCUGCUGGGCAAGUCGGCGGUGACGAAGCCGGGGCACUACGCACCAGGCCAUGCCAUGCGGCUACUCGAGAGCGCCCAGUUCUGCAUGCAGCCGCGUGGCGACGGGUACACGCGCAAGUCCACCUUUGGCUCCAUGCUGGCCGGCUGCAUCCCGGUGUUCUUCCACCCGGUGUCGGCCUACCUCCAGUACACCUGGCACCUGCCUAGAGACUACCGCAGCUACUCCGUGUUCAUCCCCGCCGGCGACGUCGGCCGGAAUGCUAGUAUCGAGGAGGUGCUGAGUAAGAUACCGUCGGAGAAGGUGACGCGGAUGCGGGAGCAGGUCAUCCGGCUCAUAUCCGACGUGGACCCGGCAGCCAAGGGGGUUACGUUCAAAGAUGCGGUGGACGUGGCCCUUGAGCGUGUCAUCCACCGGGUGGCGAAGCACCGGCGUGCCGCGGCCGAGGGACGGGAGCUCGUGGACAGCGUCGACGGAGGUGAUAGCUGGAAGUACGACUUGCUACAAGAUGGGCAGGAGAAGAUAGGUCCUCAUGAGUUUGAUCAAUAUCUGUACAUGCACGUAACCAAAGAUAUGGAGUAUUUUGUGCCUCAAAAGUACCAUGUUCCAGUACGAACUAGCAGAAAAAAGCAUCUAGAGAUUAGUGCAACAACAACUUGGGAAAAUGGGAAACAAAGCUUGAUCAACCUUGUGUGGGAACUGGGGACAUCUAGUGGACGGGUGGACGACCUCGUCGUCGUCGAGCUCAUCGGGUAUCAGAAAAGGGUUAGUCGGGCAUGGCAGGUCCCAGUCCACAGGUACAGGAAAGUCAAGCUCAGAACCUUGCAGACCUGCUCAGGCCAGCCAGCGCAGGGGGAAGUCGACCGUGAUUGGGGAGCCGGAGCCAGCUUGGUCGCCGGAGAGCUGGAGCACGACGAGGUCCUCGUGCUCGUCGUGAGCAGGCACGAUGUAACAGAAGUCGUCGAGGACCAUGAUGAGGGAGAGAAGCCGUGGCCGCAUGGAAAGACUAACUGCAAGAAAGAGGACAAGUGUGAUGCGGCGUGGAUUUCCUUGCAUGCAACUUCGGAAGCCAUGAUGACCAAGAAGGAUACAAGGAAGGAGAAGUGCCCACAAGACAAAGAAGAGAAAAUGAAGGCCUUCAUAGAGAUACAAAGGAAGAGGCUCGAGAUGGAGGCGGUGAAGCAAACGAAGAAGCUCGAGAUGGAGGCGGGGAAGAAAAGGAGGAUGCUUGAGAUCGAGGCUACCAAUGCCAAGACCAAAGCAAAAGAAGUGGCGCUCGCUUGCAUGGCGAAGGGGUGGAGAUCAUGA
Triticum aestivum (bread wheat) is the source of this 2313-nucleotide messenger RNA. Its product is annotated as xyloglucan galactosyltransferase KATAMARI1 homolog. The coding region runs from base 1 to 2313 and encodes 770 amino acids. NCBI's taxonomy places the organism in Eukaryota, Viridiplantae, Streptophyta, Magnoliopsida, Poales, Poaceae. The transcript has 3 exons. The record is from RefSeq and is a predicted model, not a curated record. Gene Ontology annotation, molecular function: glycosyltransferase activity.